CGGCCACGGCACAGACACACAUUCUCCGACACGCGCGCACACUGGAAGAACCGGCGAGCGGGCGACCGGGUGGGGAGAGGACGUCUGAAGGGGCACCGGCCGGGAGGCGCAGGAUGGAAGAGGAGAUGCAGCCGGCGGAGGAGGGGCCCAGCGUCCCCAAAAUCUACAAGCAGCGCAGCCCCUACAGCGUCCUCAAGACGUUCCCCAGUAAGAGACCGGCGCUGGCCAAGCGCUACGAGAGACCCACCCUGGUGGAGCUGCCGCACGUCCGGGCGCCCCCGCCGCCCCCGCCGCCCUUCGCGCCGCACGCCGCGGUCUCCAUCAGCAGCAGCGAGCCGCCGCCGCAGCAGCAGCAGCAGUUCCAGGCGCAGAGCUCCUACCCCGCCGGGCCCGGCCGAGCCGCCGCCGCCGCCUCCUCGUCGUCGCCGUCCUGUACGCCCGCAGCGUCCCAGGGACACCUGAGGACUCCCGCCCCGCCGCCUGCGUCCCCCGCCGCUUCCUCGUCCUCCUCCUUCGCCGCAGUCGUCAGGUAUGGCCCGGGCCCAGCGGCGGCCGCGGGCAGCAGCAGUGCGGGCAGCGACGGCGGCAGCCUGGAGCUCAGCGCAGAGAGUCGUAUGAUCCUGGAUGCCUUUGCCCAGCAGUGCAGUCGAGUUCUUAGCCUCUUAAAUUGUGGAGGAAAACUGCUGGACUCCAGCCAUUCUCAAUCCAUGAUUUCUUGUGUAAAGCAGGAAAGCUCAAGUUAUAACGAACGACAGGAGCAGUGUCACAUCGGGAAAGGAGUCCACAGUCAGACCUCAGACAAUGUGGACAUAGAGAUGCAAUAUAUGCAAAGGAAACAACAAACUUCUGCCUUUUUGAGGGUUUUCACUGACUCCCUACAAAAUUACCUGCUCUCCGGGAGCUUCCCGACUCCGAACACCUCUUCAGUCAGUGAGUAUGGCCACCUGGCCGACGUGGAUCCUCUGUCAACCUCACCCGUGCACACACUUGGCGGCUGGACGUCCCCAGCGACAUCUGAAUCCCAUGGUCACCCGUCGUCUUCCACGCUUCCGGAGGAGGAGGAGGAGGAGGAGGAGGAAGGUUACUGUCCUCGCUGCCAAGAGCUAGAACAAGAGGUCAUUUCACUGCAACAAGAAAAUGAAGAGCUCAGAAGAAAAUUAGAGAGCAUCCCAGUGCCCUGCCAGACUGUUUUAGAUUACUUGAAGUCAGUUCUACAGCACCACAACCAACUCAUGAUACCUCAGCCAGCUGACCAACCAACUGAGGGAAGCAAGCAGCUGUUGAACAACUAUCCUGUCUACAUAACGAGCAAACAGUGGGACGAGGCUGUAAAUUCUUCAAAGAAAGAUGGGAGACGACUCCUUCGAUACCUCAUCAGAUUUGUUUUCACAACUGAUGAGCUUAAGUACUCAUGCGGCCUUGGGAAAAGGAAAAGGUCAGUGCAGUCAGGAGAGACAGGUCCUGAGAGACGCCCUCUGGAUCCAGUUAAAGUAACAUGCCUCCGAGAAUUCAUUAGGAUGCACUGUACCUCCAACCCCGACUGGUGGAUGCCCUCAGAGGAACAAAUAAACAAAGUGUUCAGCGACGCUGUGGGUCACGCCCGGCAGGGACGGGCAGUGGGUACGUUUCUGCACAACGGCGGCUCAUUUUAUGAAGGGAUCGAUCACCAAGCUUCACAGGAUGAAGUCUUCAAUAAAAAUUCCCAGGAUGGGUCUGGGGAUUAGACACUGUGUCAGCCGGUCCUCUCAAGAGUUCCAAUUGUGAAUGUUCUGUUAACAUCACUUUAGAGUCCAAAGCAUGUCAUACUGUCAUACUUUACACAUCCUAAACCUUAAUUCUCUUGACCUACUGCCACAAUUCCCAAAUCCAAAUCCAUGCCAGGGUCGUUUGGGAAGUCUUUGGAGCCUACAAUAGACUUCUGGAAUAUUAUUUUAUAAAAAGAAAAAGAAACUACAAUUGAUUUUAAAUGAUUACAAGCUAGACAGCAAGGGUGGAAGAAUGAGCUCCUGGUCCCCUGUCCAAAAUCUUUAGGUGAGCUCAGCUUCCUGAGCAAAUCUACUCCCCAAGGAGGAAUGGGUUAGUGUUCUGUCCAUGGGAGAAGGCAGAAACAUGCUGUUAUUUUAAGGGACAAGGAACAAGCAUUCUCCUUAUCCCUUAAAAAAUUGAAUUGUUUUAAUUCAAUUAUGUUGUCUUUAUGUUUUCCAAAGACUUUUGAAUUCAGAGUUCUCAGCUAAGACAUAGGAUAAGUGACAUUGUGUGUUAUCCCAAAAUUGACAAAGUCUGUUAUGAGAAGAGAAACCAGAGAACAGAGGCCACCUCUACAGAUAAUAAUUAAUUGAAAGUCAGCUAUUUUUCUUAGUUAAUUUUUACAAAAAUUCCACUGUGUUGAUCAAGAAUGCGCUAUGUGGUCUCCGGCAUUUACAAACAGUGAUAGUCUUCAUUAUGUCAGUCAAGAAUCAUCCAAAGAUCCAAAACCAUUUUCAAAUGCUUGAUGUCAUAGUUUCAUAGAUCCACAGUUUCCUUACCCUAAAAUCAUGCUUUGUUGACAUAGUGCCAAAGUGAUGGGUUGAACAAUGAGAAUUUCAAUCAGUUAGUUGUUUGGUGCACUCAGAACCAAACAACUGGUGUGUCCAAUGGUAUUCAUUGAAUUGACCAGAUGUUCUGACAUUGUAUACACACAGCUUCAAGCCCAUUCUAAGCACUGUGCAAUGGCUUGUCUGUAAUUUCUCUGAAAGUUGAGAAGCCUUCUGUCCUGAAUUGAUCUUUAGAAUUUACAUAAAACUUCAUGUGCCAUUGUCAUUGAUGAAAACGUUUCACCCCAACUGUUUAUGCUUCUUUCUCCCCAAAAUUCCCCUGACUAAGCUCUGAAUAAGUUAACACUGUACUUAACACUGUACCACUCCCACCCACUCUCCCCUGUGUUUCAUUUGUUGAGCUCUACAUGUUAAUUCCUUAUAAACAAGUGACUUGGAGAUGCUAGAGUAGUUAUGCCUGAGGGCUUCAGGUUUGGAUGUCAGAAAGGCUUCUUUAUAAUCAAACUAGUCAAUAUUACUACAUUCUUUGUAGAGCAAAUGUGCAGCACUUAUUGAUUCAUGUGAUCCAGAAACAUGCUAAAGAGUUUUGAAAAUUGGUUGGAAAGUCAUUUAAAGUUUAUGAGCAUCCAUAUAUAAAUUCUUUUUGCCACUUUUUCGAAGCAAAAUCAUAACUUAUCCUUUCCAUUUAACAAUUAGCACCUACUAUGUAUAUAUAGCAAAGCCCUGUAGCUUUUGCUAUGACUAUUAGCUUUCAUUCAUUGAAAAGCUUAAUGGUUAUGAAGAUGGUCAUUUGUCAGAUCUGUUGUAUGGUAUAGGAAAAACUAGUAUUCCUGCAAACUUGUGGAUUCUUCUUUUACCUUCAGUUUCCAAUCGCCAUCUUGCCCUGGGUCAUGCUGGUUUUUACUGAGGGUAACGAGAGCACUUUCCACACUCCUUUCCUUAGCCGUAAGUCGUGCUUAAGGAUGAAGUCCUUGCACCACUGCUUUGGCUGCAAUUAUCACAGCUCUGCCUCCCAAGCUGUAUGGUUGCACACCACCUUUGCUCCAAAGGCCCCUUGGUCCCUUCCGCACCCUCCCUCUCCUAUUCCAGAUGAGUUAUUUCUCUAUCAGCUAUUUUCCAGUACUCCACAAAUUCCAAAAUGUUGGAACAUGUUAGCAUCCCUUUUGCACACAAGGAAGCUAAUGCCCAGAAAGAUGAACUGCUGUACUCAGCAUCACACAAGCAGUUUUAAUGCCUCUCCUGAGCCUAGGACUUCAAAUCUCCUGCACUCCAGUAAGAUGUGUUUGUUCCAUUACACAUUUCCCUGUUUGUGCAAUUGCUGUAUUCUUCUAACUUAGUUCACUACCUGACCCAGGUGCUAACAGCCACUUAGGCUGUAUAAUAGCAUAUAUUUAAAUAUUCUGCUGCCACCUCUCCUUAAUACGUGUCCUGUUCUGCCUGCCCUUUGAGCCUCACUUUUAAGGCUGGUAUGUUACCUUCCAUGGCUGACAAAAAUUGUUCAUUUAUUUUUUGUUAUGAACAGUGUGGCUUCUAUGUAGCAAGGUUAAAAAUCUCACCACUAAGAAAACUGGAUGCUUUCAUUGCUUUGUCAGCCCUGAAGAUGUUACUUAUUUUCUUGACUUUAUUUUCUACAUCUUUGGCAGCUGGACAAACUGCUUGUCAUGACAAAAAAAUUAGUCUCAUGUCAGUUUUCAGAAUCCUCCUUGAGUCUGUUUGGUGUUGGUACAAAAUAGACUAAGUUAUAAAAUGAGCUAGGAUGCAGCUAUGCUCAACUCCAUUGGUGAGAGAAGGAAGUCACAGGGCUGACCUGACGCCAAAGACUAAACUUACCGUUUUUGUCAGAGACUAGGUAUGAUCCAUGAUUCCAGCUAGCAGAGGCAUCUGUAACACCAACAGUGAUGAUGUCUUGAUGUCCUGUGUUUUCCCAAAUGUAAGCCCAGGUCACAAAAACCAUGUCUGCUCUUCACAGUGAACUAAGCCUCAAGCACACUUCCAGCCAGACUCAGGAUAACUCUUCACUGAUCUCUGUAAUAGGAGGACUUAGGCCAGGAACUUGAAGAGGGAAGCAGUAUUCUUUAGGCAGUAGCUAAAAUCACAUUCUCACUGUCUCUUUUGAAGGCUUAUUGUUCAGAAUCUCAUAAGUUGCCCUCAGUCUUAAAUGCUUUGGAGAAAAACAGUGUAGACAUUUAAGAUUGUAUCUUCCCCCUUUGACUUGAAAAUAUUUCAUCAAGCCCCUGAGCUUGGAUAUCACUCUCUCAGGAUUCCUCGUUUCCACCACACCAUUUGUGUUCCAUAGGCUUCACAAGAAAUGAAGAGGAUAAUAUCCAUUAGGCAUCUGCAGAAAAUUGUUGCCAUCUCCUUUGGUAGGGAAAUUCAGAGAUAAAUAUAGAUGUUUCAAAGCAGUCGAACAACUGGGUGAUUUUAUAUUCUAGAUCUUUUCUUAUCCUUUUAUCAGUCAUAAACACAGUAACAUAAGAGAUUCCUUCAUCAGGAUUCUAAGAUAUAAAUUAUAAUAAUGUAUUAUUUGAUCCAGCUAGUCCAUCUGGUAUCAACUAACAAUGACAGGUUGAUGUUUCCCCAAAUGUAGACAAUAACCCAAACUUAGAAAUCUACAAGUUCAUUAUCCCUGCAUUUCCCUGCCUCCUCUAAUGACUUGUGCCUCCCUUCCAUUGAUAUCAGAAAAUACUUACAUGAUGGAGCAUCAUGUAAAAUGAAACAUGCACUAUUUUCAGAAAAACAUUCUUUGCCCUCAUAUAGAUUCUAGCUCAUUCAAUAUAUGCUCUAGAACCUAAAACGUAUACCCAUUAACUACCUCCUUUGUUUCUUCUUAGAUUUUUAUUGUUAAAAAUCUCAUUCUUGGGUAACUUAAUAUAUAAAAGAGAUUUAAAUGUAUAACUUUUUCCUCAAGUCAGUGCUAUGUCAUUUCAUAGUAGAGAUCUGUGUUCAUUCUUGACAGUUUUUAUAUUCAGAUUCUUAGAAAUGUAAUAGAAAAUGAUUUUGCACAUAUGGUGUAAGUCUUGCUGGUGUAUGUUUAAUGUGGUGACACUUGCCAAAACUGCUUGGCAAAACAUGUCAAAUAGGAUGCUUAAGUCAGAACUCUUAAUGUAAAUGUGUCUUAGCAGUAUGUAUCAUUAUGAUAUAUUUUUGUAAACAUUGUGAUGGCUUCUUUCAGUCCUUGUAAGUCCUGGAUAAAAAUAACCUCUCCACUUGGAAUAAUGUAAGAAAAUGUCACCCAACUGAUGGCCCUCUGCAAAGUUACUGAAUUGUCAGCCGAUGGCACUGGUUCUUUUAUUUGUGUUGUUUUUCAGAGGACAGUGAAGAAUUGACAUCAGAGGACAACACAGAGUGCAAAAAUAACAACCCUUCAGUACUCGUCUUCAAAUGUGUAAUAUUCAAAACUGUAACUGACAUAUUUACACAUUAGAGACCACUCUUAUCCUCCACAGUAUAUUCUAUUGCAAAAAACAUUGACGGGACUGGACAUUGCUCAUCCAGUGACCAUCUUGGUCAGUUUGACUGCUAAAAGCACUAAAUUACGAGAUCUUUGAGGUAACAGUGACCAAAUUAAUUUUCCUUUUGACCAUACAUGGCUGGUUAAUAUAAGGGCUAUGUUUUCAUUGACUCACAGUUCCCCAAAUUGCAAUGAAAAUACAUCUACUAAUUAAUAAGACUCAUUUGAAAACUGGUUCAUUUUCAAAAUAAUUGUACUAGUUCAAGUGGCCAGAUGGACUUGGCCAUGCUGGAAAACUGUUUAGGCCCAUCCAAACCCAUUAACAACAAUAGCAACUAUAGCUGAUAUUGUUUGGGUUUUUGAGUGUCAGGUAAUUUGCUCAGCACUUUAAUGCAUCUCUGAUUUUAAUCCUCACACAAUCCUAUGAGGUUGUCACUGUUAAUAUCCCCAUUUAACAGAUAAGAAAACUGCCCAAGGUACUUAGCUAGUAAGAGGCUUGCUUUGGGCUUAGUAAACAGAAUGACUAGUUCAGUUUUUCCCAUUUGUCCUAGUGAAGUUCUCAAAGCCCACUAAUACUUUGGAAUGGAUUUGUUGUUUUAUUUGUGCCGUCGAGGGAAAGUUGAUAUUUGAGUUAUUAAAAAAAAAAUUAAAUUAUACUGACAUUUCAGUAGGAGUUUAUAAACCGUAUAUCCUCUGGGAACUGCCCAGGUUUCUGCAUAAGACUUGACCUUUGUAAGAUCUUAUGAUAAAGACCAGAAUUAUUUUUUUAAGUGGGUAAAGUCAUAAAUUUGUUCACAUUUCAUAGGUUCCUAGUACAAAAACGCAGGGAUAUAAAAACAAAAAUUUGAACUCAGUGAAGUGAUGGUCUUUGGGAAUUCCUAGAGAUUAGGAAUGGCACCGGGUAGGAAUUAGACAAUAUUUCAUUCACUUUUCACAUUUGCCGACUUUGUAUUCUUAGAAUUGAUGAGUCUGGUUUGGAAGAGAGGGUUUUCAUUUAUGAUGUCACUGUGAGAACUGGUUGUGAAGAUUUUGUAACAAAAUAUAGUAAUCCUUUCUGUUGAUCCUUUUCUGUAGUGUUGGCUUUAACAUCCCUUUGGCUGUGCUUAAGUUCAAGAGCAUGCCAAGGCCAUGGGGGUCCUAGCUCAGGCUUCUUGGGAACAGGGCCUGCCAGGCCAAAAGGUGGGGCAUGAAACUUUCUAACGGUCACUGGUCCAGCCUGACCCUGCCCAAUUAAGGAAUUGCCUUUAUGCCUCUCCUCUCUGGAACUUCAUGUAGCAGCCUAACACUGGGGCCAACUUGCCUUUACUCUCUUUUCUAUGAUGAAUACUUGUGGAGAAACUGUGACAAAUCCAUUGAUCCUAAUAUUUUUAUUGUUGGAGUCUUGUUGCUUCUUUAUGAAUAAUUUCUACUUGAUUGUACUAUGUAGAGUUAAUACCCACUAGGGAUACGCUAAUAAAAGUACAAACUCAUAGUGUAAUAUAGAAUAGCAAGAUUUUUUGUGAACAAUUUAUAUAGAAGAGUAAGUUGUUUUUUAAGUGUUAGGCACAUUUCUUUUAGGAACUUAAAAUGUUAUAAGAGUUUUUUAAACAUUCAAUAUUUUUAAUUAUAAGAGACAUUUGUUACUAGAGCCAAUUAUUUCAGGUGUUCUAAUUGGAGUAUUGAUUUUAUUACCUCAUAUACCUCUAGAAUGCCACAUGUUCUGUUGGGGAUAAAAUUGCACAAUA
Choloepus didactylus (southern two-toed sloth) is the source of this 7709-nucleotide messenger RNA. It is a transcript of the gene BEND4, whose product is annotated as BEN domain containing 4. The transcript is spliced from 5 exons. NCBI's taxonomy places the organism in Eukaryota, Metazoa, Chordata, Mammalia, Pilosa, Megalonychidae. Gene Ontology annotation, molecular function: DNA binding. The record is from RefSeq and is a predicted model, not a curated record. The coding region runs from base 114 to 1724 and encodes 536 amino acids.